Messenger RNA from Papaver somniferum (opium poppy), 1825 nucleotides. RefSeq names its product UDP-galactose/UDP-glucose transporter 5-like. Gene Ontology annotation, biological process: transmembrane transport. NCBI's taxonomy places the organism in Eukaryota, Viridiplantae, Streptophyta, Magnoliopsida, Ranunculales, Papaveraceae. The record is from RefSeq and is a predicted model, not a curated record. The transcript is spliced from 11 exons. Gene Ontology annotation, cellular component: endoplasmic reticulum membrane; Golgi membrane. Gene Ontology annotation, molecular function: 3'-phosphoadenosine 5'-phosphosulfate transmembrane transporter activity. Bases 314 to 1345 code for a protein of 343 amino acids.
GGCAAAACAGAACUUCAGUUCAGAUACUCUUUUUGCAACUCAUAUAAGCUCUCUUUCCCUUCCCCUUCCCCUAAAACCCGCGCUAACCCCUAGGUCCCCUAUAAGGAUAUAACCACUCCGAAUCUCUCUCUUUUAACAGUAACACGUGUGUCUUCUUCGGCAAAUCUCUUUCCGUUACCUUUUCUUGCAUCUUUAGAUCCAACAAAGCUCACUCCUUUUUUGAUCCCUAAAUAUUUCUCUUCAUCAUUUUUUACUCUUAAUCGAUUCUGUAACUGUUAGGAUCAUCUAUCUUUAAUAAAUCUAGGAUCCUUCCAUGGCUGAACCUACAAUACAAGAGAAAGAUAACAAUUUUUGGAAGGGUUUUUUUGCUGUGGCUGGAAUCAUGACUACUCUUGUUAUAUAUGGUGUUUUACAGGAAAAGAUCAUGAGAGUACCAUAUGGAGAAAACAAAGAGUUUUUUAGAUAUUCAUUGUUUUUAGUCUUUUGCAAUCGGAUUACAACAUCUGCUGUAUCUGCAGGCUCUUUACUGGCAAGUAAGAAAGCAUUGGACCCUGUUGCACCGAUUUACAAGUACUGUCUCAUAUCAGUUUCUAACAUACUUACUACAACAUGCCAGUAUGAGGCACUCAAAUACGUUAGUUUCCCAGUUCAGACACUUGCGAAAUGUGCCAAGAUGAUACCAGUUAUGGUAUGGGGCACAAUGAUCAUGCAGAAGAAAUAUAAGGGCCAAGACUACUUGUUCGCUGUGCUAGUGACACUAGGGUGUUCGUUAUUUAUAUUAUAUCCGGCCGCUGCAGACAUUAGUCCAUAUGCUAGUGGCAGGGAAAGCACAGUUUGGGGUGUUUCCCUGAUGAUGGGUUAUCUUGGGUUUGAUGGAUUCACAAGCACAUUUCAGGACAAGCUAUUUAAAGGAUACGAUAUGGAAAUACAUAAUCAGAUAUUCUACACGACAUUGUGUUCUUGUAUUCUCAGUUUAUCUGGUCUUAUAUUACAGGGGAAUCUUCUCCUGGCAGUAGAUUUUGUCGCUCGACAUAAUGAUUGCUUUUUCGAUAUUGCAUUGCUUUCUACUGUAGCAACUGCUAGUCAGUUUUUCAUUUCUUACACGAUCAAAACAUUCGGGGCACUUACUUUUGCUACCAUAAUGACCACAAGACAGUUGGUGAGCAUAAUGUUGUCGUGCAUGUGGUUUGCACACCCAUUAAGCCCAAUACAGUGGGUUGGAGCGGUUGUCGUCUUUGGUUCUCUUUAUACGAAAAGCUUUAUGAGAACUGUAUCUCAAAAGCUAGCAUUACCCGAACAUGUGCAAGGUGGUGUGGUAACAAGUCCAUUGAAAGGGAACCCUUGAGUACUAUGAAGAACUUUUCUUGUUGUUUGUGGAAUAGGGACGUCAUUAGACACAUUAUCCUCACAAUCGAGGAAUUACGACCUUCUAUUAAGCUCUUAUGUUGUUUGAAAUUUUUGUUCAUUCACUCAAACAAAAGAGGUAGAAGGGCUUUACUUAAUCCAGAAGGUUAGUUCUAUAGUGGCUGAAUUAGAUACACUAGUUAAAGGAGAAGAAAAGGGAAAGAAGAAGUUGCACACAGGUAUUUUUUUCCUACAUAUAUGGUCAAGUCUAGCUUAAAAGAAGUCAGUCAUGUAACACAAUGAGAUCUAAUAUUUGAUCAACGAGAUUGACUUUAAACCAAAGGAAUUCUCUUUUUUUCUUCUAUUUUAACUCUCUGGCGAUGAUUUUGUUAGGUGUUUGGUUGAGUUGUCGGAUACUGUAAUUUAGUCACGGACUGUAUUUUAUAAUCUCAAUAGAAGCUAUAGAUGAUUGUUGGUUCCA